AUGGCGGCCCCUGAGACCAUUUUGCCUCAAGCCGGUCUGGGUCAGGCAGUGGUGAUUGCCCGCCCGUACAGCUCCAACCAGCUUCCCGGCCCUGCAAAACACAUCGAGCUCGGCAACUUUGGUCGCCUCGCUGCUCUUGCCUUUGAGGUUGGCCCCCCGCUCUUUGUGGAUAUGGCUAGCAAGGAUGUUCUACACCGUCUCCCAAACUGCCAUGCUGCCGAUAAUACCCGGGUCCGCGUCACCGCCGACGGCCUCAUCUCACUCAGCUGCGACCAAAACGGUGACGCAUGUGUUGUCUAUGUGCCCACACCGGAGCUCUUGGGCCACAUCACCCUGGCGCCUGGCUGCUGCGCUUUUGCCAUGACCAAGAGCGGGGAGUUUGCGUGGGCCAUCGAUCACCAAGCCCACCUCCAUGCUUGGCACCUCCCCACCUUUGCCAAGAUUGCCUCUGUCCCCAUGGAUCCCCAUGGGCAGUUUGGGACCGUAGUGGACGUAGCCUGUGCUGAAUCACACAGCACUCUGCUCGUUGCCUGGACCCAGGCCGUCGAACUGUUCUCCCUCGCUUCAGCCACAGACCUUACCAAGCGCGUCAGCCUUACCGCCACACACGCCAUUACCUCAGCCCUUGCGAUCAAUACCAACAAUACCCUCUUUGCCUUUGGUGACGCACAUGCCCGUAUUGCCCUCCACACCAUCGCCGAUGGUGCCCUUCUCAAAAUCUUCCAGCACUUUGACUCUAGCCGACCCAUCAUUGCGCUCGAUCUCAACGCCACCGGAAGUAAGGCCGUCUACGCCAUUGAACAAGACCCCUCUUUCUACCUUGCCAGCAUCACCAGUUCUAGCCUCCUGGCUGCCUAUCAUCACCUAUCCAAACCCGUUAAUGACGUCAAGUUUCUACACACCAUUGACUGCAUCAUGAGCGUGGGUCAGGAUGGGUUUCUCAAAACCUGGCCCGCCGACGUUUCGGGCUACGUGCGAGCAACACCCGGUCGCACACACGUUCCGGCUCAACCUCAGGCCCCCGUUGAAGAACUACCCGUGGCGACCGAGCUUCCCGAACACAUGCCCGCCCACGCGGCUUCUGCAAACAAACCUCAAGCACCCAUCGCCUCGAAUGACGUGCCCCCUCUGCUAGCGCGGCCUCGCUUUCUGGCCUCGGGCCCAAACCCCAACCAAGAGGACAAUCUUCCAGACCUGUUUUGAUUCAGGCCCCUCGUCAGCUUGAGACCGGAACACAACAACAACAACACGCGUUGUUUCCACCACCCUCCGCCAUCAACCGGGCAUGGUCGUUGUCUGUCUUGCCACCUGCCGUUUGGGACCCGAUGUGUUCGUCGCACUAGGGCUCGCUACGUGCUGGUGGCAUUGUGUGUGUUGUCAAGGGUAUCGGAGUGACCUACGAGUUUGGUCGCAAUUAUUGUUUGUGAACCCUACCCAUGCACCAAGUCCUGUCUCCUGUUUUCCGUUCCAUGCGCAAAGCAAAGAACAGCUUUGCGGUAAGAAAAUGCCGUCGUACAUUUGGAUGUACGUGUAAUUCUUCC
This is a messenger RNA of Monosiga brevicollis MX1, 1541 nucleotides long. RefSeq lists its product as uncharacterized. Bases 1 to 1203 code for a protein of 400 amino acids. The record is from RefSeq and is a predicted model, not a curated record. Gene Ontology annotation, molecular function: protein binding. The transcript has a single exon. Lineage: Eukaryota; Choanoflagellata; Craspedida; Salpingoecidae.